This is a messenger RNA of Gordionus sp. m RMFG-2023, 1795 nucleotides long. RefSeq names its product aminoacylase-1-like. Bases 37 to 1260 code for a protein of 407 amino acids. Gene Ontology annotation, cellular component: cytoplasm. Gene Ontology annotation, biological process: amino acid metabolic process. The record is from RefSeq and is a predicted model, not a curated record. The transcript has 15 exons. NCBI's taxonomy places the organism in Eukaryota, Metazoa, Nematomorpha, Gordioida, Chordodea, Parachordodidae. Gene Ontology annotation, molecular function: aminoacylase activity.
UAUUUUUUAAAUUUUUAGAACUAGAUUUUUAAAUAAAUGAAGAAAAUAAAAAAUAAUGAUUCAAAUGAUCAGUCCAUUGUUAGAUUUUGUCAGUAUCUUAGAAUUAAAUCAAUGCAACCGGAUCCUGAUUAUCCAUCUAUCAUGAAAUUUCUCAAGUCUCAAGCUGAUGAAAUAGGACUAGAGUUCAAAAGCAUGGAGUUUUUUCCCCAAAGACCCAUAGCUAUAAUGACUUUGAAGGGAAAUGACCCGACACUACCUUCCGUGCUCUUGCAUUCGCAUACAGACGUUGUAUCCGUCUUUCCGGAGCAAUGGAAAUACGACCCAUUUGGAGCUGUGAUAGCCGAUAAUGGUAAUAUAUAUGCCAGAGGAUCUCAGGAUAUGAAAGGAACUGGAAUACAAUAUUUGGAAGCCAUCAGAGCGAUCAAAAAAGAUGGAACGACACUUUUGAGGACUAUUCACGUGAUCUAUGUACCAGACGAAGAGAUUGGAGGCCAAAAGGGAAUGGAUGCUUUGGCACAAUCUCAAUAUUUCAAGGAUUUGAAGGUGUGCGUCGUUUUGGGGGAAGGACGAGCCUCCCCGACACAAGAAUUCUACGUGCAUUACGCCGAAAGGGCUGUGAGAACUGUGCUAGUUACGAUAACGGGUAGCUCGGGACACGCAUCCAGAUUCAUCGAAAAUUCGGCCGUUUCGAAAUUCCAAAAAUUACUCAUUUCUUGUAUGGAGUAUCGCGAGCAAGAACGUAAAAGAUUGAUAACGGAUUCCGAGUUGACUUUAGGAGACGUAACCACUAUCAAUCUGACUCAAUUAAAAGCUGGAGUUGCGUUUAACGUGGUACCUUCCGAAAUAUAUUGCACUUUCGAUAUGCGUGUGACCCCGAGAGUUGAUUUGAGCGAUUUCGAAAAUUUGUGGAAAUCUUGGGUAGAUGCGGCGGGCGAUGGAAUAACUUACAAAUUUCACCAGCGAUCCUGUAAACCUAUUAUGUCCUCUAUUGAACCCGGAUUCGUUUGGUGGGAUGCUAUUUCUCGCGUUGCCAAGAAAAUGGACUUGGCUCUUAAGCCCUGCAUAACCGGUGGAGCUACUGAUAGCCGAUUUUUAAGAGAAUUAGAUAUUCCAUGUUAUGGUAUAUCGUUGUUUAAUGACACUCCCAUGCUUGCCCACGAUAAUGACGAAUGCGUUAAUAAAGGCACGUAUCUUAACGGUAUCGAGAUAUACAAAAACUUACUACAGUCUUUAGCAAAUACUCCUCUGAUUAAAAUUUAAACUUUAACACUUCGAUUGUUAUUUAUAACGAAUUCCCUGGGUGUUUUAAUAUAUCUGAAAAAUAGUCCGGUGGAAUAUAAUUAUGGUGAAAUUUUAUCGAUAUGCGGAAUAACCUAUUUUUUUAAAAACCUUAUAUUUAUAUUAUAAAUCAAAUAUAUUUUUAAUAUAUUAUUUUAAACUUUUAUUUACAUUUUGUUACUUCAUUGUUCAAUAAAUAUUUUAAAAAGUUUGAUUCUUUAUGAACCAUGGAAUUGUGUUUAUUAAUUUGACUAAUAUAAUAUUUUAUAGUAUUCUAAGGCAGAUCAUAACUUACAAUAUAUAUCUAAUCAAAUCUUAAUUAACAAUCUAUAUUUUAUUUUAUUCCCUAUUAUUGUUAAUUUUUUUUAUUGGUAGCAAAUUCGCUUACCCCAUAUUUUACAUUUUGCUCAUUAUGUCUAAUAUUUUUUUAUGUUGUUGGAAUCAAUCAUUAAUUCCAUAACAAUUGUAAAUCAAUUUAUAAAAUUAUAUGUAUAAUAUUAUUAUAAUUCUAAAUUAU